AUUGUGGCUGGAAUCAAGUACACCAUAAAAGUUGAGAUUGCCCGGACAACUUGCCAAAAGCCAGUAACUGAUAUCCAGAACUGUGCUUUCCAUGAUGUUCCGCAGAUGGCUAAGCAUGCUGUUUGCACCUUUGUAGUGUACAGCAUUCCUUGGCAAAACCAAAUUACACUACAGUCGAGUACCUGCCAGUAG
Molecule: messenger RNA, 192 nt
Organism: Cariama cristata (Red-legged seriema)
Lineage: Eukaryota; Metazoa; Chordata; Aves; Cariamiformes; Cariamidae
Product: cystatin-like
Exons: 2
Molecular function (GO): cysteine-type endopeptidase inhibitor activity
Source: RefSeq, a predicted model, not a curated record